CACAAUAAGAAUAGAUUUUAACAAAGUAAUCCUUGACUUUUGGGCUGUCAAAGCUUUCCCACUCUCACCCUCUGCCAUUUUCUAGUAUUCCUUCGAAUCACACGUGUAUCCGUAUUUUCCCUAACAAAAACCUUUAGGACGCUGCAAAAUUUCCAAGUGCUAUUAGAAUAAUAAAAAAAAAACAAGUUAAGAUUAAGAUCCGCGACCAUGUCAUACCAGAUCAAAUCCACGCCCUACUUCCGGCGCAUGUUCAACAACAGCAAGAGAAACGGCCAGCUGCAGCGUCUGCGGGAGGAGUACGAACGCAUCCAGGAGUUCAAUGAUCGCACCAUCGAGCUCAAGAUGCGCCAGGUGAGGCUGAAGCGGCUCUUCCGGGAAAUCGAGGAGAUCAAGGAGGGCGGCGGCUCCUCCUCAGUGGCUGCUAGCGCUGGCGGUGGUGGAGGCAGCUCCCCCUCCCCGUCUUCGGUCAGCCGCAGUGCACACCGGCACCAUCAUCAUCAUCAUCAUCUGCAACUUGCCGGCAUUACUCCAGAGCAACGGCGUCACCAUCAGCGUGCCGAAGCCCUGAUCCGUUCACGUGAACUGGGCAAGGAGCUGUCGCGCCGGAAUGCCCAGAUGAUCGAGGCCGGUGUUGGGGGAUCUCAGCGCUCCAAGCUGCGCGGGGUGGCCGAUAUCCGGCGGGAGGCCCAGGAUCGGCGAGAGCGGGCAGCCAAGCGGAUAUCGUAUGGCAACGAUCAGUCGCGUCAGAAUCUGCAGCGCCAGCUGAAGGUUUGCCAGCGACGGCUAACGGCCAAGUGUCAGCCACAUCAGAGUCCAGAUGCAAGACCCAACCUCUUCCGUCCGGAUUAUAGCAACCUAACCCCCAACCAGCUGGACAUGCUGGUGGACGAGGAGCAGCUGGCAGCGGAACAGCAGCGCCACUUUAGGGAGCAGGAAGAGGACGAACUGCAGCUGGCUGAAGAGCAUUACAGGCGGCAGGAGAAUUACCUGCGGCUGGGGGCAGCCGUUGACUUCUCCUUGUCCUCCGAGGAGGAGGAAAAUGGUCAGGAGGAGCUGCGUUUCCUUCGUGGCGAGAAGACCUUGUCGCAGCCGGAGGAUGAGGAAGACGAAGAGGUUAAUGAGCGGCGACUUGAGCACAAGCCACACACACAGGAGCACUUCUUGGGGGAUCACAAGGACAAGCUGCCGCUGGCGGAGGAGCACUACGGUUGGGAGGCCGCUUACUUUGACGAGGGGUGGCAAGAGAAUCACGUGGAGAACGGGGACGAGGACAAGGCUACUCAGCAGAUGGACAAGAAGGAGGAGGAGGAGCAGCGGCACCGGCAACAGCGCGAAAAGACUUUGCUUCUGCCACUGGGUCGCUUCUCGCCCAGCUCCAUCGCCAUCGAAACAGCUCUACAUCAGCAUCAGCCAGUUUUAGGAGCAGGAGCUUUAUCCUCUGAGCAGGAAAUGCUUACCGCCCCUUUGGCCCCUGAAGAACUGACAACAUCCACUCGUUCCCUGACCUUCCGAAGUGUUUCCAAAGCAGAUGGCAUGCCUGCUCUCAAUAACUGGCGUCGCGUGUCCCUGAUGCUGCCCUGGUUCAAGAUCUAUUCCUCAAGCAAGUCCGCCUCGGACUACCAGGAUCUUCAGAAGAUUAAGCAGUGAUGCCAGUUGUAACCGUAGAAGCCACCAAAUUCCUCGUCUAUUUAGUUUUUUUUUUGUAAAUAAAUUUGAUAGUAGAGUGAAAUAUACAAUUUCAGUUGA
Molecule: messenger RNA, 1746 nt
Organism: Drosophila kikkawai
Lineage: Eukaryota; Metazoa; Arthropoda; Insecta; Diptera; Drosophilidae
Product: golgin subfamily A member 6-like protein 22
Source: RefSeq, a predicted model, not a curated record